CGAUAAGAUAUUUUAUUUUUCGCGAUUUUUUUUUUGCUUUUUUUCUCUUUUUUUAGGCCAUGGCGGAGUACGUGCGACCCACCAACUCCAUGAUCGCACUCUCCCAGUCACGCGACGUCCCGCCCUCCGACGACGACGACGACUCCUCCCGCCGCAGCGCCGGCGACCGCAGCCGCUCUGCCACCGCCGGCGGCGGAGGACGAGAGCCUUCUUCUGGAUCGUCUGGGAAGAAGCCUCGAGGGAGGCCGCCGGGGUCGAAGAACAAGCCGAAGCCGCCGGUGGUGAUAACGAGGGAAAGCGAGACGGCGAUGCGCCCGUUGGUGCUGGAGAUCGCGGCCGGCUGCGACGUCCUGGAGAGCGUGGCCGCCUUCGCGCGUAGCCGGCGGAUGGGGAUCUCCGUUCUCAGCGGCAGCGGCGUCGUCGCCAACGUCCCCCUCCGCCACCCCACCACCAACCCUCCUGUAAUGACCCUCCACGGCCGCUACGACAUUCUCUCCCUCUCCGGCACCGUCCUCCCUCCGCCAUCCGCCGCCUCCACCGCCUCCGCCGCUCCUACCCAGGUUAACUUCUCGAUCUCGCUGGCGGGAACGCAGGGACACGUGAUCGGGGGGACGGUGGCGGGGCAGCUGAAGGCGGCUGGCCCGGUGGUGCUGGUGGCGGCCUCCUUCGCCAACCCGGAGUUCCAUCGGCUGCCACUGGCCGCGCCGGCGGAGGAUGAGGAGGCCGCCGCGGCCAAGGAGGAUGACGUGAAGUCGAUUGGCGUCGAGGCGGCCGUGCCGCUCUACGGCGUGGCUGGUGGGCCACGUCCGUUGACCGGUCCGCUCGCCCACCGUGACAUGGUCCUGUGGGCCCAACCAUCCUCGGCCCGCACUCCCCACCCUCCUCCCCCUCACUACUGAGUGUCCGAUUCCAUCUAUCUAAUUAAUUUUCUUUCUUAAAAGAGAAAACAAAAGAAAGAUGUGGAGAGAGAGAGAGAGAGAGAGAGAGAGAGAG
This is a messenger RNA of Elaeis guineensis (African oil palm), 993 nucleotides long. RefSeq names its product AT-hook motif nuclear-localized protein 22. The record is from RefSeq and is a predicted model, not a curated record. Gene Ontology annotation, cellular component: nucleus. Gene Ontology annotation, molecular function: minor groove of adenine-thymine-rich DNA binding; DNA-binding transcription factor activity. NCBI's taxonomy places the organism in Eukaryota, Viridiplantae, Streptophyta, Magnoliopsida, Arecales, Arecaceae.